This is a messenger RNA of Mastomys coucha (southern multimammate mouse), 3426 nucleotides long. It is a transcript of the gene Med15, whose product is annotated as mediator complex subunit 15. Lineage: Eukaryota; Metazoa; Chordata; Mammalia; Rodentia; Muridae. Gene Ontology annotation, molecular function: transcription coregulator activity. The transcript has 18 exons. The record is from RefSeq and is a predicted model, not a curated record. Gene Ontology annotation, biological process: regulation of DNA-templated transcription. Bases 130 to 2541 code for a protein of 803 amino acids.
CUGUACUUCCGGUAUGGCCCAGUAGCGGGAUCGCUUGGCUUCCGCGUUCGGGCCUGUCGCUGUGGUAGAGGCUGCGGCGGCCGGGGUGGCCGGUAGGGACUUGGGCUACACGAGUAGGGGGCUCCGGGCAUGGACGUUUCGGGACAGGAAACCGACUGGCGUAGCGCCGCCUUUCGGCAGAAGCUGGUCAGCCAAAUUGAGGAUGCCAUGAGGAAAGCUGGUGUGGCCCACAGUAAAUCUAGCAAGGAUAUGGAGAGUCAUGUGUUCCUGAAGGCCAAGACCCGGGAUGAAUAUCUUUCCCUUGUGGCCCGACUCAUUAUCCAUUUCCGAGAUAUUCAUAACAAGAAAUCCCAAGCUUCUGUCAGUGACCCCAUGAAUGCACUGCAGAGCCUUACUGGUGGACCCACCCCAGGAGCAGCUGGGAUUGGCAUGCCUCCUCGGGGCCCAGGACAGUCCCUGGGUGGGAUGGGUGGCCUUGGCGCUAUGGGACAACCGUUGCCCCUCUCCGGGCAGCCACCCCCUGGAACCUCUGGAAUGGCCCCUCAUGGCAUGGCUGUGGUGUCUACAGCAACUCCACAGACUCAGCUGCAGCUCCAACAAGUGGCAUUGCAGCAGCAACAACAACAGCAGCAGCAGCAGCAGUUCCAGCAACAGCAGGCAGCACUGCAGCAGCAACAGCAACAGCAGCAACAGCAGCAACAGCAGUUCCAGGCACAACAGAAUGCCAUGCAGCAACAGUUCCAAGCAGUAGUGCAGCAGCAGCAGCUCCAGCAACAACAGCAGCAGCAGCAGCACCUGAUUAAGUUGCAUCAUCAAAGCCAGCAACAACAGAUACAACAGCAGCAACUGCAGAGGAUGGCACAGUUGCAGCUGCAGCAACAGCAACAGCAGCAGCAACAGCAGGCUUUGCAGGCCCAGCCCCCAAUGCAGCAGCCAUCAAUGCAGCAGCCACAGCCUCCCCCUUCUCAGGCCCUACCCCAGCAGCUGUCACAGAUGCAUCAUCCACAGCAUCAUCAGCCACCACCUCAGGCUCAGCAGUCCCCUGUUGCUCAGAACCAACCACCACAACUCCCACCACAGUCACAGAGCCAGCCUUUGGUGUCACAAGCACAAGCCCUCCCUGGACCGAUGCUGUAUGCUGCCCAACAGCAGCUGAAAUUUGUCCGUGCUCCGAUGGUGGUCCAGCAGCCGCAAGUGCAGCCCCAGGUGCAGCAGGUACAGCCCCAGGUGCAGCCGCAGGCGGCAGUGCAGACAGCACAGUCUGCCCAGAUGGUAGCUCCCGGCGUUCAGAUGAUUGCUGAAGCCUUGGCCCAAGGCGGGAUGCACGUAAGAGCCCGGUUCCCGCCCACCUCCACCAUGUCUGCUGGCCCGUCAAGCUCCAUCUCUUUGGGCGGACAGCCCACAACACAGGUCAGCCAAAGCAGCCUCACCAUGCUGUCCUCACCGUCACCAGGCCAGCAGGUGCAGACCCCGCAGUCAAUGCCCCCUCCCCCACAGCCAUCCCCACAACCUGGCUCACAGCCCAACUCUAAUGUCAGCUCCGGCCCUGCCCCAUCUCCAAGCAGCUUCCUGCCUAGCCCCUCACCACAGCCUUCUCAGAGCCCAGUGACAGCACGUACCCCACAGAACUUCAGCGUCCCUUCCCCUGGACCUUUAAACACCCCUGUGAACCCCAGCUCUGUCAUGAGCCCAGCUGGCUCCAGCCAGGCUGAGGAGCAGCAGUACCUGGACAAGCUGAAGCAACUGUCCAAGUACAUCGAGCCCCUGCGACGCAUGAUCAACAAGAUCGACAAGAAUGAAGACAGAAAAAAGGACUUAAGUAAGAUGAAGAGCCUGCUGGACAUUCUCACCGAUCCCUCUAAGCGGUGUCCCCUGAAGACCCUGCAGAAGUGUGAGAUUGCCCUAGAGAAGCUCAAGAAUGACAUGGCAGUGCCUACACCCCCACCACCCCCAGUUCUUCCAACCAAACAGCAGGACCUGUGCCAACCACUCCUAGAUGCAGUCCUGGCCAACAUCCGUUCACCUGUCUUCAACCAUUCCCUGUACCGCACAUUUGUGCCAGCCAUGAUGGCCAUCCAUGGCCCACCUAUCGUGUCCCCAGUGCUGUGUUCCCGGAAGCGCAGGUUGGAGGAGGAUGAGCGGCAGAGCAUACCCAAUGUGCUGCAAGGUGAAGUGGCAAGGCUGGAUCCAAAGUUCCUAGUGAACUUGGACCCUUCUCACUGCAGCAACAACGGUACUGUCCACCUGAUCUGCAAGCUGGAUGACAAGGACCUCCCUAGUGUGCCACCACUGGAGCUCAGUGUGCCUGCUGACUACCCUGCCCAGAGCCCUAUGUGGAUCGACCGUCAGUGGCAAUAUGGUAGAUGCCAACCCCUUUCUGCAGUCAGUGCACCGGUGCAUGACCUCCAGGCUGCUGCAGCUCCCCGACAAGCACUCAGUCACAGCCCUGCUCAACACCUGGGCCCAGAGCAUCCACCAGGCCUGCCUCUCAGCUGCCUAGCAAACUGGAACUUCAGGACUGCCAGCAGCCCUUCUGGCUGAAGAUCUCACACCGCCUACCAGACAUUACUAGGUGUUGGUUUCUUAGAGGGCCUGGGUUAGGUUAGCUUCCCUGCUUUUACCUUCUGUCUUGGGGACCUGCCAGCUGUCUCCCCAUUCUUGUGCAGUACUGACUGAGCAGCCGUGGAACUGGCUGCAUGAGGGCCAGGGGGUUCCCCAGAAGGUUUUCCAUUGGUUUGGUUUGUUUGGUUAUUUUUUUGGUUUCUGUUUUUCCAGAGGUCAGGCCCCACACUUCCUACAGCCAUGCUUCCUACAGCCUUUCUGGGCUUCCAUGUCCACUCAGCAGCAUGAGAACUCAGGGUCCCAUCAAAGCAUCUCCGUGUUGCAAUACAUUGUACUCAUAUCUGGAGAAUGUGGAGGACAUAGGAAACCCUCACUAUACAUACAAUUCUCCAGUCACACUAGGGUUCAGGCUGUGCCUCCUAAGGCAUGUGGACACAUCACAAGAAUACGUCUGAAUCCAGGGCACAGAUUUCAGUCUGGAAGAAAGGCCAAUACGGCAUCCACAGGUUCUCUGCCACCAGCAGGACCUCCACUUUAUGGGCUUCCUCACAGGCAUGUGAGGAGGAGAGCCAGCUGGGGCAGGGGGCUGACCCUGACAUUCCUGCACCAAUCUUGGGUGAAGGGCUGUCAGUGCUGUGAGGCACAGGCAGCUAGCCAGAUACUGUCAUUGGGACCCGCCAGCCUCAACACCAUACUCUCUUAUUCUCUGUACCACCACCAAGAGUGGGUUUCCUUCAGAAUGCUGCCAGAUGGCACUUGCCACACUGGGCAGCAAUGGGGAGCACUCUGGUGAAAAUAAAUUCCCCUUUUUAUAUGUGCACUACUCUGUCAUAUGAUUCUUAUAAUAAAUUUAUUAUUCCUGUG